AUGACGAUGGAUAUUCAUCAUAUCUGGACACUAACUAUACUGCUGCUGUAUGAAGCUAAUAUUGUGCGAGGUGCCACAGAAGAAUGCGGAUCAAUUCUAACAGGACAAGGAGAUCUUGAGAGUCACGGAUAUCCUAACGAAUAUCCGAAUAACUAUCAAUGUGAUUGGACAUUUAAGGCCGGUGCAGAAGAUGAAGUUGAUUUAUUAUUCACUGAUUUUUAUAUAGAAGAAUCUCCUCAAUGUCGAUACGAUUCAUUGCAAAUAUUUGCUAUGGGAUAUUCCCCAAAGUUUUGCGGCGAAGGAGUACAAAAAAUCAGUCCUAAGGGAGUUUUAUCAGUAAAAGGAGAAGUUAAAUUAAAAAUGGUUUCUGAUGCAGAAGAUAGUUUUCGUGGAUUUUCAAUGAAAUAUAGGAUUACCCCUAAGCCUACGGAAGCUCCGCCGACAACUGAGGCUCCCAUCAACGAAGCUCCAACAACGCCAGAGCCCGAGACAGAAGCACUGACUCCCCCUCCGCCAACGUCGUGCGCAGAAGAUCCGUGUAAAAACGGUGGAGAUUGCAUUGAUGUAGAAGAGGGAGAGAUCUAUUGCUUUUGCGCUGAUGGAUUUACUGGAACAUAUUGCGAAAUAAACAUAGAUGAAUGCGCUUCGUCUCCCUGUGAAAAUGGCGGAACAUGCAUUGACGGAGUUGAUGAAUUUAGUUGCGAAUGCCCUCAAGGUUUUCUAGGAGAAUUAUGUGGAGUUGAUAUUGACGAAUGCCAAGGACAGCCUUGUAAAAACAAUGGAACGUGCAUUGAUGGAGCAAAUUCAUUUGAUUGCAAAUGUGUUCAAGGCUUUACGGGAUGGAAUUGUGGUCAGGAGCUUGACGAGUGUGAAUCUGGACCUUGCCAAAACAUGGGGGUAUGCGAAGAUUUUGUCGGAUAUUAUAAAUGUAUUUGCUAUCCUGGAUAUACUGGUGUAAAUUGUGAAAUACCACCGCCGACUACCCAACCUGCAACAAAAGUGGCUGAAGAAACGACUCCAGAGAUAACAACACAACCAUUAGCAACGACACAAGCAACUACCACAAUCAUGACAACAACAAUACCUUCCAUCGAAACCUCAGCACCAGAGACGUUGGAAACAGAAGCUGCAAAGCCAGAAACAACUGUUGCGACUCCGACAAUGAGCCCAACAGAGUCCAGUUCAGAAGAUCAAAAGACCAACAAAGCGGAAAACGAAUCAGAGGCACCAAAAGAUACAGAUAAUGCAGCUAAGGAGGAUGGCAACAAUCCAGAAACAUUAGUAACGACCACUGAACCAACUUCUAUGGAAGAGGCACCAAAAGAUACAGAUAAUGCAGCUAAGGAGGAUGGCAAUAAUCCAGAAACAUUAAUAACGACCACUGAACCAACUUCUAUGGAAGAUGCAAUUUUCUCGACCACUACGCAUGGAAAUGCUACUCUAUCAAUUUUUUUCUCGACGACUUCUAAUGCUGAAACUAAUACUACAAAUGAUGAACUCGACAGCAUGGCUUCUGCUUCGUCUGAAGCCGUCUUGAGCCCGAUUAGUUUAGCUGGGAUAAUCAUUGGAAUUGUUUUAGUUUUAACUGUACUAUGUUUGGUUGCUUAUCUUAAAUGUAACAACAAGUCAACGACGAAAGUACAGCCAACAAUGGAUUUAUUGAAAGAUGCUCAGGAAACUGAGCCACCACAGAGCCAAAAUCUGGACGACAAAGAACAUGAAAAAACGAAAAAGAAAAACAAACUGUUGUCAGGUAUUAUGUCGUGGAAACCUUAGAUGAAAUCCAUCAUCAUUGCGUCAUAAUCAUCCAAUCAUGCUUCAUCUUAUUUAACGUGAAUCAUGACAAUGAUUACAUUAUAACCUGUCAUACAUGCCCACAUUUUCAUCUCCAAUUAUUGUGAACGGGACAUUUUGCCAAAAGAUGCUCAAAUGCGAUAUGAGCACCUAAAACUUGACAUAAACUAUUGGACAAUACUGGUAUAUAGAGUACAUGGCCUUAUAAAGCGCCAUGACCAGUGUUCCCUCUAAGGUGUGCGCGCGCACGCAGCUUUCAGAGGCUGCGCACACGCAUAGAUUUACUGCGCACAGAUGUAUUUCGAUGUAAUGUAACAAUGUG
Styela clava is the source of this 2116-nucleotide messenger RNA. RefSeq lists its product as uncharacterized. Gene Ontology annotation, molecular function: calcium ion binding. Gene Ontology annotation, biological process: heterophilic cell-cell adhesion; establishment or maintenance of epithelial cell apical/basal polarity. Gene Ontology annotation, cellular component: protein-containing complex; plasma membrane. The record is from RefSeq and is a predicted model, not a curated record. NCBI's taxonomy places the organism in Eukaryota, Metazoa, Chordata, Ascidiacea, Stolidobranchia, Styelidae.